Molecule: messenger RNA, 2009 nt
Organism: Pelobates fuscus (common spadefoot toad)
Lineage: Eukaryota; Metazoa; Chordata; Amphibia; Anura; Pelobatidae
Gene: PPAT
Product: phosphoribosyl pyrophosphate amidotransferase
Exons: 11
Coding region: 182-1720 (512 amino acids)
Biological process (GO): purine nucleobase biosynthetic process; purine nucleotide biosynthetic process
Molecular function (GO): amidophosphoribosyltransferase activity
Source: RefSeq, a predicted model, not a curated record
UCCUCCUUUAAAAAAAAAAAAAAAAAAAAGGUCUCGUCCUCCCCCUGACUUGCCCUCCCCCUUGUCCUGUACCCCCGGCCCCGGGGAGGAGCAUGGCACUUCCACCCUCCCUAGCUCAGGAAGUGAAUGCUCUCUAAUCCUCUGUGUGAGUCCCACGUGUUUUCUUGAUACAUCUUUUGCCAUGGAAUUUGAGGAGCUCGGGAUUGGGGAGGAAUGUGGGGUUUUCGGAUGCAUCGCUUCGGGGAAAUGGCCUACCCAGCUGGAUGUACCCCAUGUCAUCACCCUGGGGUUAGUGGGACUGCAGCACAGAGGACAGGAGAGUGCUGGUAUUGUGACCAGUGAUGGGGAACCUGAACCAACAUAUAAAACCCACAAGGGAAUGGGUCUUGUCAAUCACGUGUUCUCAGAAGAGACUUUGAAGAAGUUGAAUUUAAGUAACUUGGGCAUUGGGCACACAAGGUAUUCAACAACAGGGAAUUCUGCCCUGGAAAACUGUCAGCCCUUUGUGGUAGAAACUCUGCAUGGAAAGAUUGCUGUGGCACAUAAUGGAGAAUUGGUAAAUGCUGCAAAACUCAGACGCAAGUUGAUGCGACAUGGAGUGGGUCUGUCGACAAGUUCGGAUAGUGAGCUAAUUACACAGCUUCUGGCUUUUACACCUCCUUUGGAAGAGGAUCACACCCCUGAUUGGGUAGCACGCAUAAAAAACUUAAUGAAUGAAACACCUACAUCCUACUCAUUCCUGGUCAUGCACAGUGAUGUCAUAUAUGCAGUACGCGACCCUUAUGGGAACAGACCACUCUGUAUUGGACGUCUUCUCCCUGUGACCGCUGAAGACAAGGGACUCCCAGUAAAGAACCGUACUGAGACCGAGGGCUGGGUCGUCUCUUCUGAAUCCUGUAGCUUUUUAUCUAUUGGUGCAGAGUACCAUCGGGAAAUUCUCCCAGGAGAAAUAGUUCAAAUUUCUAGACAUGGAGUAAAGACUCUGGAUAUCGUGCCAAGACCAGAAGCAAGACAACCAUCUGCUUUUUGUAUUUUUGAAUAUGUCUAUUUUGCACGGCCUGAUUCCAUGUUUGAAGGACAAAUGGUUUAUUCGGUGAGACGAAGAUGUGGCCAGCAGCUGGCAUUAGAAGCUCCCGUAGAAGCUGAUAUGGUUAGCACAGUGCCAGAAUCUGCCACACCAGCAGCUUUGGGCUAUGCUGAGAAGUGUGGCAUUCAGUAUGUGGAAGUACUAUGCAAAAAUCGUUACGUAGGACGGACCUUUAUCCAACCAAACAUGCGGUUACGGCAGCUUGGAGUGGCCAAAAAGUUUGGCGUUCUUUCAGACAAUUUUGUUGGCAAAAGAAUUAUACUGAUUGAUGACUCCAUUGUGCGAGGAAACACCAUCUCUCCCAUCAUAAAGUUGUUAAAGGAUUCCGGCGCCAAAGAGGUACACAUAAGAGUGGCUUCUCCUCCUAUCAAGUACCCCUGUUACAUGGGAAUUAAUAUUCCCACCAAAGAAGAACUCAUUGCAAACAGACCCGAGUUUGAAGACUUGGCAGGUUAUAUUGGUGCAAACAGCGUUGUAUAUCUUUCGGUUGAAGGCCUAACAUCAGCAGUCCGUGCCGGUAUCAAAGACUUCAAGGAACAGAAAGGUUUAAAUGGCAAAACCACACCUGCAUCAUCCAUUGGCCACUGUACGGCAUGUCUUACAGGAGAGUAUCCUGUAGAACUGGAAUGGUGAAAUGUCCGAUUUCCAUCCUUGGGGUGGACCUCCAUGUCCAUGUAACUGUGCUGUAUCUGGUGAUAUGUGAUGGACCAUUUUUAUUUUCUUUUUUUAACGGAUGUACAACAGACUCCCAGUACCUUGAUGCCUCUACAAGCAAUUACUCUGUGCUGAAGCACCAAUAAUUGCAGAAACAAGAAACCAAUUCCUGUGAGCUGUGGAUCUUGACUGUUAAUGCUCUGGAGAUUUUCACAUGUACAGUGGCAUACAAAUGUGUAUUAACGUAAUGUGUUUUGCAUUCAAAAAA